Myotis davidii is the source of this 3773-nucleotide messenger RNA. It is a transcript of the gene PROX2, whose product is annotated as prospero homeobox 2. Gene Ontology annotation, biological process: regulation of transcription by RNA polymerase II. The record is from RefSeq and is a predicted model, not a curated record. Lineage: Eukaryota; Metazoa; Chordata; Mammalia; Chiroptera; Vespertilionidae. Gene Ontology annotation, molecular function: RNA polymerase II cis-regulatory region sequence-specific DNA binding; DNA-binding transcription factor activity, RNA polymerase II-specific. The transcript is spliced from 4 exons. Gene Ontology annotation, cellular component: nucleus. Bases 1 to 1761 code for a protein of 586 amino acids.
AUGGAAGGAAGGAGCAGCCCAUCGCCCCGGGAGCAGGGCAGAGGCGCCUCCUUUCCCUGGAACCAGGUCCCCAAUCCCAGCCUCACGGACCCGGACUGGUUUUGGGAUGAGCACAUCCAGGCAAAGAGGGCCCGCGUGGAGACCAUCAUCCGAGGCAUGUGCCUCUCCCCUAACCCUCUGGUGCUCGGCGGUGCCCGAGCCAGGGACAGCCCCAGCUGCCCAGAGAAGGCCCGGGAGCGGAAGAGGAAGCAGGACCUUCCCGUGCAGCAACCCCCCCUGAAACCAGGCCCUGCCGGGAGCCAGGGCAGCAGGAAGGGGGGCCCUCGCGUGAGAGAACAGCUUCGCCUGCUGAAGCAACAGCUGAGACGACUGCAGGAGCACAUCCUGCAGGCCGAGCCCCGGGACCCCGCGCCCGGCCCCCGGAGUGCCAAGCGGAGGGAUGGCUGUGGGCGGCCCGGGGCCAUGGACAGCAGGCGCCACCAGGGUUCCAGUGGGGACCUCCCUGGGGUGGAAGGACACAGAGUGGCUGCGGUCGAUCUCCAGCCAGAGGAAGUCAGGUUCCUUCCUUCUGGGACACGUGCUUUGCUGGAGACCCUGAGGAAGGAACUGACGGGGGCAGUGUCCCAGGCCGUGGACUCAGUGUUGCAAAAGGUACUGCUGGACCCGCCAGGCCACCUGACUCAGCUGGGCCGAAGCUCCCAGGGGCUGGUGCCAGGGGGCAGAAGCGAGACUUCACCUGAGGGAGGUGCCUGUGAAAAACCCCUCCCGUUGGCUGCCUUGCCCAGGGGGGCCCAGGCCCAGGCCCAGGCUGGGUGCCCACUGGGAAACUCAUCACUGGCCAAGCCUCUAGACUCUCCUAGAUACCCUGUCUCCCCAAGAAUGACCUCCAAACCCUGCCAGGCCCCCCCAGCAAACUGUGCCGUGACCGUGCCUUCCCGCAUGCAGGAAAGUCAGAUUCUUGGUCAGCUCCUGGGUCAUGGACCCCCUGGUCACUGGAGCGGCCAUCUCCCCCAGGGCGCAUCUUCCCAAAGUCACUCCUCCCCGGAGUCUGGCCUGCGACCUUGGGGAGCUGUCAGACUGAGACCUUCGGUGUUGAGCCAGCAGCACCCCGUGCCCUUGGCUCCCCCCUGUCUGGAGAAGCUGCCCUUUCUUCCCUCCGUGAAGAUGGAGCAGGGGGGCCUGCAGGCUGCCGCCGAAGUGCUCCCGUUCCCUUCAGUCCACAUCCAGGAGGGUCUAAAUCCUGGUCACUUGAAGAAGGCCAAACUAAUGUUUUUCUUCACACGCUACCCCAGCUCCAACCUCCUGAAGGCGUAUUUCCCCGACGUCCAGUUCAACCGCUGCAUCACCUCCCAGAUGAUCAAGUGGUUCAGCAACUUCCGAGAGUUCUAUUACAUCCAAAUGGAGAAAUCUGCCCGGCAGGCAAUUUCAGAUGGCGUCACAAAUCCCAAAAUGCUCGUGAUUCUCCGCGACUCGGAGCUUUUUCGAGCUCUCAAUAUGCACUAUAACAAGGGAAAUGACUUUGAGGUCCCGGAUUGCUUCUUGGAAGUCGCCAGCUUGACGUUACAGGAGUUCUUCAGGGCUGUCUCAGCAGGGAAAGACUCAGAUCCUUCCUGGAAGAAACCCAUUUAUAAAAUUAUUUCCAAGCUGGACAGUGACAUCCCAGAGAUAUUCAAAUCUCCCAGCUAUCCCCAGGAGCUGCUUCGGAACGAAGAUCCCACAGAGCGAGGAGCAGCUGGCCAGGGUUUCCUGGGUUUGUCUUAAAUGGCCGCUGUGGAGAUAUAAAAGGGACAUAAGUGCAGUCCUCUCCCCGCCCCCUUCCCCAACAGGAACUAUUACCAUUUCUGAUCAUUUUUUCCUUUUCCCGAAUCACCAAAGUUUGACCUUAACUAUAAUAUAGACCAAGUGUAAUGGUGUGCUGGUAGCAUAUUGUAAAAGGAAUCAGAGGACUUAAAUCCCCAAUCUACUAUUUCCAAGUAUUGUGACCCUGGGACCUUGCAGUUAAUCUCUGCAUCUGUAAAUAAAUACUCUGUGAACUGUUACUCACUACAUGUUAGUGUUUUCCCCCAUGGCUUUCACAUAAGGUUUUCUUGGUUUGUCUGUUAUUGUUUUUUAUAAAUUGCUGGUUUUAGUUACCUAUUGGUCAAGCUCCACCUAGUUGCUAGACACUUGAAAAUACAUUAUCUUAAGCUUUUUACACCGAAAAGGAGAUAUUAUCUUCAUUUUUUUAAAAAAGUAACCAAACAGACUUUUUAUAAGUGACAUAACUCGCCAACGUACAAGGCUAGGGUGUUUGGGUCGGUAGGGAUAGUCAGACGUGUGGAGGAACCCGAGACCUUCGGGUGCCAGAUUGUCUCCUGAGCACCUCAUGCUGCCCAUCAUGAUCUUCAGCAGGCUACUUCCAGGGAGCAGCCGCACGGAGUGGGCACUGCCAUCCGACAAGCCCUGCCCACACUUAGGAGUGCUUCCCCAUCCAGAAUGUCCUCCGAUCAUUCCAGCAAGCCCAACACAAACUUUCUGCCGGACUUGAGUGUUGCUGUUUGUUCACAUUUGUCUGCUGAAGGGUUAAUCCACUGGACAACCCAAGUUGUCUGUAGUUGACCAAUUGAUGCCCUCAUCUCCUAUGUACAGAAGCUGCACUUCAGAAUGCAAAAGCUAGGAAGUGCCCUAGGAGGUCAUCCCACCCACCCUGCUUUGAUCAGGAAGGAGGAAACGGAGGCCCAGACAGGAGACUGGCACAGACUGUGCACACCUCACAUGAUGAGUGGUACAACUGGGACAAACACAGCACCACACAGAGAAAUGGCAAUUCCCCCACUCCAUAAGGAAAUUACAGCCCAUGGUCCUUUCACAGAUAAAGGAAUUCAUGGAACCAACAUUCAUUUUACUAUUUUCCUGCUGGCCCAAUGCAAAUUGUGACUCACUCGGAGGAUAUAGGCAAGUCAUCUGCCAGGUUGAAUAACUGUGUCUGUCUUCUAAGAGAGUCAGAAUCAAGUGAUUGGAAACUCUGCCCGAGGUGUGCAGGCUGGGGUGAGGGCACACAACUCCGGCUCUGAUUAAAGGGUGUCUGUGACUUUAGCUGCCUUCUUUUCCAUCGACAUAAAACAAGUUUUCAUAUUCAAUUACCCACUUCCUUGACUUUUCGGGUGGGCUGGAUCAGAUGAGAUAAAAUCCCUAACUAUUGCUAGAUGUGUCAGCAUGAAAAUGUAUGAAAGAUGACUUUCUUCUGCAUUUUCAUUUACUUCAAACAGCUGAGAGGAAAAACAAAACAAGCAUGCUCCGCCCAAACGAAUCUUUUCACUUUAAGGUUAUUCUGAAGUGACCUUCAAUAUGUCCAGUUGCACUCAGAUCACCUUUGCCUUAUUUUCGCCCACAACGUUCCCUUUACAAAGUGAAGGAAUCUGCCAAAUCUAGGUUUUAAAAGUAGGCAAGCCCCGAGUACCCAGAGCAAGUAACUCAGUUAUGUGUAUGGAGAGAGCAGAAGAGCCCACUAACCAGAGUGAUCUUGCAUGGCUAUUUAAGAUUUUCGUGGGAAACAAUUCCAAGUUCUCAUGAUUGUCUGAUAUGGAGCAGCCAUUUUCUGUCCCAAACCUGACAUUCAUUACUGUGUUUGUUAAAGACUGAGCCAAGCCACCUCUGGAGCAGUGAACCUUGUCCCAGGGACCAAUUAGGUGAAAUGUACAAACUCAAAUGGAAAACAUUUGUGUCCUGCAGUCUUUCCAGGAACUGUUUUCGAACCACUGAGCUAAACACAGAAGAAUGUAUAAAUACAUAUG